Molecule: messenger RNA, 4521 nt
Organism: Seminavis robusta
Lineage: Eukaryota; Bacillariophyta; Bacillariophyceae; Naviculales; Naviculaceae
Source: the annotation of a GenBank genome assembly
AUGACAAUUACUCCAAUUCCAGCGUCUUCACGACAAGCUAUUCUGGAAGGAUUCGUAGAAUACCGAUGGCAGCCUUUACAUCCUCUCAGUCAGACUCGAAAAAGAGCACGAGUUUCAACCACCUCUGCCACAUCGCGCCAAGAAGUCGACCAUGAUGGAAACAUGGACUGUCCACAAGCAGGAUUCUAUCUUGUUGUCAAGUCGCCAUCACCAUCAUCCAAGAUUGAGUAUCUAUUGUCGGUUCCGGCCAAUCUACUGAAGAGUGUGUGUGAUGCUGCAAGAUUCCGAAUCGCCCUUCGAGUAACCAGAUAUCAUGUCAUUUCCCUGCUAGCUCCAACGGAAGUUCCGCCAAGCGAAAUACAUGUAAGCGACACUUCAUCAGACCUCUCGCGCAAGCGAAAAGCCUCCUCUCAAUCAGCAGUGGAAGCAACAGUGGCUGCUGCCUUGCUGGAAGUCUACGAGGAUGGACUACAAUUAGUAGCAGCAAUGCCACCCUGUCCAAAAACCCACGACGAUGAAUUCUUGUCCUUGAAACAGGUCUUCUCCCAGGAAAGGACCAAGGACGUCACGAAGGAAACUUCAAAAGGUGAAAAAAAGAAACGAAAAAACAAUCGCUACAACUUGACGAGCCUGGUAGUCGAUUCCAUUUCACCCAUUAUUUACAUGGACAACAAUACUACAGCAUCAGAACCAUUUGCCCUGAUGGAACUAUACGAUGAUGAUGACAGCGAAGCAGACCAAGUCUACAGUUGUGUCGUUGUCUUUCAGGGCAGUGCCAGUCUCGUUGCUCACCAAGGAAUCCUACCAGGAGACCGCAUUCAACUGUGGCAAGUCAAGCGACAGCGAUGGAAAAUUCCAGAGGAAGUAGUGCGACGAAAGGCAGCUCUACAUUUGAAACAUCGAGUUCCAUCUCAUGUUUUUGUCGUUCAAAACGCCAACAGUAUCAUUUGGGAUAAUAACAACAGCAAUCAACCAACAACAAUCAUUCCAUCGACUCCAGUCCCUUUGGUGUCACUGCAAGGACAUAUAGUAUCCCGGGCAACGGCCAGCAGAGGUGACUCGCAGACUGCUACUGCAACAACAUACAUUCAUUCCCUCGAACUAAAUGUCAAUGUGACGACACAACCCCAACCGCCAGGAACACGACAUGUGCUAUUGCUUCUAUACUAUCCCAUGUCACCCUCCAUGAUGUUAAGCUUGCGGCGAGGGGCUAUCAUACAGGCACUCAACAUUCAUCCUAUUGUCUCUCUGGCAGAGUGUCCAGAAGAAGAAGCAUCUACUUCCAAGACCAUGUAUUACGGGGCUUGUGUUCGGUCCACGGUCGCCCUCCUCCAGCUGCCACCCCCAGAAUCCACCACGACGGCAUCCUCCAAUCAACAGCAGUGCUUCCCAUCAAGGCCAUAUGCAUUUCUGUCGGUACAGCGCUCGUAUUGGGAAUAUGCCUGUCGCCAACAAUUGUACAAAUGGUAUCAUGCCAAAGGCAACUUUCAAUCCACGCUGAUGCGAUCGAACCAUGACGGCUCUUUCGCUGACCCACCACCAACAACUUUUGACGAAAUUGCCAAGGUAUGGUGGAAUCAACAUUGUCGAAUAAAAGACGGGACACGGGCGACGAAGACAAGUACACGGAAUCCAUACUUGGAGUUCUUUGAUCACGUCUGCGACGACAGUAUUGGGGAUCACGAUUCCACCAACAGAGAUGACGACACUGUGGAGGAGGCUCCACAUAUUGGUACUACUAUGCCUCGUCGUGAUGGAUGUCAUUGCUCACGGCUGAAGCACGGGCACACGCAGCCAUUGCCCUGUUGGGUUGCGCUUCAUGAUCUGAGAAAAGAGGGGCACCGGGUCAUGCAGGAGAGGCUUCAGAAUACGAUCCAAUACUGCAGCACAGAAAAGGAGCACCACCAAAAGCCACAGGUUGGGUGGACUGGCUCUAUUCACCUGACGCCAUCACAGCUCUUGGGUGGCAUUGAUCGACAUGGCAACAGCACUGGCAAGGAAGAUGUGAACGGAUGGGGCUCGUGUGAGAUUUUCACAGGGGGGUUUGUUUCCAAUGGUAGCUACUUGCAAGACAGUGGGGAAAACGGGAAAUGCCUUGCGUCGGCGUCACUGGCAAAUGACAAGUGUGUGCUCCCCGCAACGAUGAUUCGAGACACUCCGUUCGCGGAGAGGCGACAGAACCCUGUCAGUUCGAACGGACAGUCUGCUGCUUUUGCGGUUGGAAAGCUUCACGACGUAGUGGUGUCUUGUUUAUGCGUGGGGAUUCAUACACAAACGAUAGAUGGGAACCAAGCCAGUGAAAACGAUAAUGGACAGUCCAACGAUUCGACGGAACAGCCCCAAGACAGGAUGCGUCAUUUGGCACCUCACAGUGACUUUGCUCCAAAGAAUAGGAACAACAACGGCGUUGCCAACUCCCCUACAUCAGCUUUGGCGGGCGCUUGUACCAUGUGGUGUACGCAAGGGUUCGUUUUCGUCAUCUCAUCGCAAUGCGUAUUCGAAACAUUGGUGCAGGUAAACGACAAUCAGCCUAGGAUUAACUUGUCGUCAGGAGAAACAUGCUCCCAAGCAACUGUGAAGACGUCAAAUGGCCAAUGUUGCGUUCCAGAAGAAGCGCAGAAGCAAAGCCCGAUGUAUUGCAGUGUCCAGCAAAGUUUGGAGCCCGGUGGACAUCUUAUUGGAGACAAUGAGAGUGCGGCUAUUCUGGGCAUCCAUGUGCGAAACAGGUUUCGACUUUCUAGGAUAAGGGACAAUCGAUACCAAGGCUUUGUCCUGACUUUGUCUCACUUACCCGUUUCUCAGAGUGUGGAGAUAGGGGGAUUUGGGCAUCGAGACUCGACGUUGCAGUCCAUUGAAGUGAAAGCUACGGUUGAAUUCAAAGACUUGAACAGCAAACGAUCGUAUCUGACGAGGGAAAUGAUGUGCAUGCUACAAUCCACCAGACAGUUUAGUAUGGGUGACGCAACGAUGUUGGCGUUGCCUUGGUGGCAGAUUGCGGACAGCCCAGAGGUUUGCGUCUUGACUUCCAGUGGAUGGGACGAUGUGCUGCAUCCGCAGCCCACCGCCCUGAUGACGAAUCCAGUCAUGGUGGAGCUCUCGGUCGAUGCUCUCAAAGAGCCCGAUGCCCGCGGGUACCAGCGUUUUGGAUGCUCCAUGACUCGUAUUCGUGCGCGGCUUCUAAGGUGCUCCGGGACGAAAAACUUGGAAGGCCUUCAGUUGCCGCUGGGGAGACCUGGGAUUCCACGGCCAAGUAGUAGAGGAUUGCUUGACGCCGUUGGUGGCCUGAAGUUCCUACCAGGAAUGUUGGAUCGUCGUCCUUUGAGGUAUACGCCGAAACAGAACACGGUCCUUGACGGCGACCGCUGCAAACUUGCAGAACGCAUGAAAGGACCGCUCAUGGAGUUGUCCCCUGCUUCAGUUUCAGGCAUUCCUGAGUGUCAUCUGGGGGAUCUUCUGAAAGCAAUCUGUUUGGAUUUGCAAUGUCGGCAGAGGCCCAAGAGUGCAACGACAGCCAUAGGCAAUCAAAUUGCACCCUCACUUGUUCGAAGAGUGAUUGGAGCAAGAUUUCUGGGUGUCUCCUAUUGCGAAGCGCAGGCCAUCUGCAGUAAGUGUUUUCGGCCACUUUGUCAACGAAAGCACCAGACAAGCAAACGAGAUGGCCACAAAUCCAGGCAGACAAAGAGCAAGCAAAAGGGCUGGGGCGACGAUCAGAGCAAGCAAACCUUUUGGCAUCAUCCUCUUCCGCCGCCUGGGGCAAACGGAAGCAACAACAAGAAUCCCACAUCGAAAGGUCCUCGGAAGACAUCGCCUGAUGCGCCCUCCAAGCCUCUCACGGCCAAGGAAGCAUCAACACUAGCUUGUCCCAGCGGAUGUUCAACAUCACAGUGCUAUGGGGAAAUCAAAUGGGAAUGUAGCGGCACUUUAGACGACGGCACGGGCCAAGCCAAGCUAUUUGCUGAACGAGAUGCCGCGAAAAUGCUACUUGCCAUGGAUCCUGUGACGGUUGCAAUGAUUGAAGAGGGGGUGUGGAAGAGCUCAACUGGUUCCGUUAGCUUCUCCAAGACAGUCCCUCCUCCGUCUCACCUAGCCAAGGCAGUAGAUGGUGCCAAUUUCAUGUUCAACGCUCGGGAAAAGGAGCGCAAGGAGUAUCAGAAACGACAAAGGGCUAGCAGGAAAUCAUCUGCAGCAACCAGCGAACGGAACGAGAUACUUCAAUUGCUGGAUCCAGUGGACCGAUCAUCGUACUUGAUGUUUCAAGAAUGCCGCAAACCAAGGCAAGUUUGUGAGAUGGAUAUCCUAGUUCGCUGCAAGCCGCUGGCGGACACUGCUGUGCACUUGAAUCAUACGGAGAUUGACGUGAUUUCUCCUGGAAAGCACAAGGGUUCCUGUUCUACCCAUUCUGGGACGACCUAUUCGUUAUUGCCAUUGAAGCUGAAUUUGGUGGAUUGCUGCCUUCCCUCGGGACGUGAUUCUAAUGAUGUUGUCGAAUCGACCUGGGCCAUGGUAAGAUCUUCUUUGUAA